GCGGGCGCGGCGGUCACCGAUAGCCGCUAUCCGGUGUCGCGGACCGCCCGGCUCGGCUCACAGUGGGUCGGGCGCGGCCGGCGCGGACACACCAUGUCGCCGCGGAACGCUCUGUGGGCCGCCCUCUGGACCGUGCUGGCGGCCUCCGUCGCGGGUGAUGUGACCCUGGACCUGGGUGACACGAGCCACAGCGGCGUCUGGGUGGUGCGCAGCGGCGACGGCCGGACCAAGGCCACGGCCGCCGUGCCGGGCGGCGUGUACUCGGACCUGCUGCACGCCGGCGUGCUGAACCAGUCGCUCUACUACCGCUUCAACGACGUCGAGUACCGCUGGGUGGCCGAGAGCGACUGGACCUUCUCCCGGCACUUCACCGCCGACGCCGAGCUGCUCGACUGCGCGCGCGUCGAGCUCGUCUGCGACGGCAUCGACACGGUCAGCAACGUCUCCAUCAACGGCCGGCUGGUCGGCACUACCGAUAACCAGUUCGUCCGCUACGUGUUCGACGUCAAGGCGGCGCUGCAGGAGGGCGACAACGAGAUCAGCGUGUCGGUGCGCUCGCCGACCGAGUACGCGGCCGAGCGGUUCGCCGAUCAGGCGGCCAGCUAUGUUGUGCCACCCGAGUGCGUGCCGCCCGUGCAGAACGGCUUCUGCCACGCCAACCACAUCCGCAAGAUGCAGGCGUCGUUCAGCUGGGACUGGGGCCCGGCGUUCCCGAGCGCGGGCGUGUGGCGGCCGCUGCGGCUGGUCGGCAUGCAGGCGGUGGCCCUGAGGGACGUGAUGGUACGCGCGCAGCCGGUCACCGCCGGCAGUGUGACGGACACGUGGCGCGUGCAGCCGAGCCUGCUGCUGUCGGUGGCGGUCCCUGCCAGCGUCAGCUACACUGCCGCCGUGCCGGGGGUAGACGCCCGGGUCAGCGGAUCGUUCAACGUCGAGCCGACGUCGGCUGAGGUGGUACUUGAGCCGCUGGUCACCCGCGCACUGACCUUAGAUGACCUGUGGUGGCCGAACGGGCCGAUCGGCCGCCCCACGCUGCAGACGCUGACCCUGUGUCUGAACGUGACGGCGCCGGUGUCGCAGACACUGCCGUGCCGUAACGUGACGUUCGGUCUGCGGGAGGUGGUGCUGGUCCAGGACCCCGUGGACGACGCCGACCCCGACAAGGGUCUCACCUUCUACUUCCGUGUGAAUGGGGUCGAUGUGUUCGCCAAAGGCAGCAACUGGAUUCCGGCCGACGUCCUGACGGAGCGCGUGACGCCCGCCUACCUGCGCUCGCUGCUGACGUCCGCCCGAGACGCCAACAUGAACAUGCUGCGCGUCUGGGGAGGCGGCAUCUACGAGGACGACACGUUCUACGCGCUGGCCGACGAGCUGGGCCUGAUGGUGUGGCAGGACGUGAUGUUCGCCUGCUCCAUGUACCCGGCAGACGCGGCGUUCCUCUCCAGUGUGCGGGCCGAGGUGUACACUCAGCUCUGGAGGCUGCAGCACCACCCCUCCAUCGUUCUCUGGGCCGGUAACAACGAAAACGAGCAGGCGUUGCAUCAGAACUGGUACGGCACCGCGGGCGACUUCGAGCGCUACAAGGCCGACUACGUGACGCUCUACGUGGACACAGUGCGCGACGAGCUCAUCCGCGUGCUCGGCGACCACGACUCGUUCGUGACGUCGAGUCCGAGCAACGGCCGCCGCUCGGACGAGCAGGGUUACGUCUCCGAUAACCCGGGCAGCUCGCUGUACGGAGACGUGCACGUGUACGAGUACGCGCGCGACAUGUGGGACGAGCGCAUCUUCCCGGUGCCGCGGUUCGCCUCCGAGUACGGCCUGCAGUCGUGGCCGUCGGUGCUGUCCCUCCAGGAGGUGUCGGAGCCGGCCGACCUGGCGUACCACUCCGACUGGGCCGGCCACCGGCAGCACCACGCCAUGGGGAACGCCGAGCUUCUGGCAGAGAUCGGACAGCACUUUGCGCUGCCGCAGGACGUGGACGGCGCCGGCGGGUUCCGCGACAUCGUCUACCUGUCGCAGGUGAACCAGGCGCUGGCGAUCCGCAGCGAGACUGAGCACUACCGGCGCGGCCGCUCCGAGCUGGCCGCCGACGGGCGCGGCCGCACCAUGGGAGCCAUGUUCUGGCAGCUCAACGACAUCUGGCAGGCGCCCACCUGGGCGGCCAUCGAGUACGGCGGACGCUGGAGGGCGCUUCAGUACGCGGCGCGCCGCUUCUUCGCGCCGCUACUCGCCUCUGUGUACGUGACGGGCCGCGGUGAUUCCCGCGAGGUGGUGGUGUACGCCGUCAGUGACCUGCCGGAGGACAUCGCCGACGUUUCGGUGCGCGUAUCCGUCCACCGCUGGGACCGGUUCGACGAGCCCCAGACCAGUCUGGUGGCCAACGUGACGGUGUCGGCGGCGGCGGCUCAGCGCGUCUGGUCCGCGCCGCUGGCCGACCUGCUGCCCGACACCGGCCUCCAGCUGCUGCGCGCGGCGCUGGUGGACCGCAGCACCGGCGCCGAGCUGGCGCAGCCCAGCGAGCUGUACGUGGAGCCCUUCCAGAACGUGCGUCUCUCGGUGGCGAACGUGCGCGUGGCGGCGGUAUCAGUGGCGGCGCUGGACAACCGCCUGAGCACGGACCGACUGCUGGUGACGGUGGCGGCCGACGCGCCGGCGCCGUUCGUCUGGCUCGAGACGCCGCUGGCCGGCAGGUUCUCCGACAACGGCUUCACCCAGCUGGAGGCCGAGGUGCAGGUGGAGUUCCUGGCCGACGAGCCGACGGACGCGGCCACCCUGUUCAAGUCGCUCACCGUGCGCUCUCUGCAGGACGCCUACCAGCAGUGAGUGGUGACCCUGCGAGCAGUGAGUGGUGACCCUGCCAGCAGCGAUCGUUGACGGCUGUCAGCACUGACUGUUGGCUGUAAGAGGGGUUACUACUGCAAGUUGUGACUCGGUGAGAACUGCAUGUGUCUGAAUAAAUUCUGAUUCCGAUCAUGAAGAUAAGCAGACCAGCCAGUGAGGCACGAUAACAAUGAAAGCAAUACAUUAUCUGAUACUGAACAUCACAAUACAUGCAGGGAAACGUU
Amphibalanus amphitrite is the source of this 3065-nucleotide messenger RNA. It is a transcript of the gene beta-Man, whose product is annotated as beta-mannosidase-like. Gene Ontology annotation, biological process: glycoprotein catabolic process; carbohydrate metabolic process. Bases 94 to 2823 code for a protein of 909 amino acids. NCBI's taxonomy places the organism in Eukaryota, Metazoa, Arthropoda, Thecostraca, Balanomorpha, Balanidae. Gene Ontology annotation, molecular function: beta-mannosidase activity. The record is from RefSeq and is a predicted model, not a curated record. The transcript has a single exon.